AUGACUCGACACGUCUUUACCGAACAAGAACUAAAGUCAGCAUCUGCCAGAUUCAAUUCGAACCUCCCUUUACCACGGGACCUGGACCCUAAGAAUUUGGACCGGCUACGAAACAUCUUCCGGAAGAAUCGUUGUCGCCGCCUAGAUGUCCAAAACCAUGUUCCCGCGACCGUGUCGCGACAUAAUCUCGCAGACGCAUUGCAGAAGGCGAAUGUUCCACAGGAAGCCUUGCUGACAACCGAAGGCCGGCAAAUUCCUCGACUGGAAUUUAUGGCGGGGCAACUUCGGGGUCUCCAUGGCCGCCAUCGUGUACAAGCGGGUGUUGAGGUACUUCCUCCGGCGGAUCGCUGGUGGACGGUUGAUCUCUACACAGACGACAUUGGUGAAGAACUGAGAGCCGCGUUGGUGGAAGAAUAUUCCAAUCAGAAGAAGCCGACCGACGGGGAGGUCUAUCGCAAGAUCAGACAGUAUGAAGGCGAGGGUAACGAAGCUUUCCGAGAGCGAUGGUUCGUGAGACUAUCGCCCAGCAACCAAGAGCGUUUGGAUCAACUCGACAACAAGAAGAAUCGUCGCCUCCGACAUGCAUUUGACCGAUUGUUGACGAUUCCUGGACUUUGGCCGGGCGGAAUGAGAAUCAGCCUGCUUCAUCGAUUAAUCGCCUCUGGCUGCGUUGAGGAGAUAGCAACCUAUUUUGACCACAUCUUGGACUUCUGGUCUUCUCUGGUCGGAUCGGAUCAGCGUCUGAUGAAGAAAAUCGAUCAGGAUACAGUUCACACCCUGCAGUUACUGGCACCAGGUAAAUCACGCACUGAUGAAAGGACGGCGUGCGGGCUGGUUCUCAGUGGCCAUUUGUUUGCCGAAUUCAGUGCAGACGAGCGAAGCGCGAUAUGGGCCAGAAUGAAAGGUUAUGAUGGCCUCAUUCCGUCCUUGUACACUUUCUUUGAGGAUUUCAAGUACCUGGAGAGGUGCGCUCACUGUCUGAAGCGGCUCUUGGGCCCAUCACCCCGAUCUGUGAGGGAAGCCAUGAGCUCGAUGUUUGACCCAGACUCGGAGUCUGAGGAAGAUCACCGAGAGAAAGGGAAGUGUAUCAUUCAGACCUCAGAGUCUACUUUCCGACGCCUGCGUGCGACUGAGGCGGAAUGCCUCGAGACCGGAUACCAACAGAUAUGGCUGUAUGCUAUGCGACAUUAUCCUCUGAUGCCCCCGUACCCCAAGAACAUUGACGUUAAGUUGUCUUAUGAACGGAAUUUACUUGGUUGCACCUGCUUCAAAAGUAAUGAAGGCCGACGUGUAGGGGCCAUCCAUGGAAAAGGCCGGAUUACCCAUUAG
Messenger RNA from Penicillium waksmanii, 1329 nucleotides. Its product is annotated as DUF3723 domain-containing protein. The record is from RefSeq and is a predicted model, not a curated record. Bases 1 to 1329 code for a protein of 442 amino acids. NCBI's taxonomy places the organism in Eukaryota, Fungi, Ascomycota, Eurotiomycetes, Eurotiales, Aspergillaceae. The transcript has 5 exons.